This is a messenger RNA of Leptopilina heterotoma, 1789 nucleotides long. RefSeq lists its product as uncharacterized. Lineage: Eukaryota; Metazoa; Arthropoda; Insecta; Hymenoptera; Figitidae. The record is from RefSeq and is a predicted model, not a curated record. Bases 1 to 441 code for a protein of 146 amino acids. The transcript has 3 exons.
AUGAAGGGAAGAAUCUACGAAAGUAGGACAGGUUUGUGUCUUCUGGCACUAUUCGUGUCCUUUUUGAUUGACAAUCACGCUGUCAUCGCUAAACCAGAACCAGCCUCUUACGAUAUUGAAGAUCCAGAAGAACUAGUACUUCUCCAAAGAUUACGAACUAUUGUGAGGCAUAAGCAGGAAGUAAUUGAUCAGGAAAAAGAACUUACCGAAGAACAAAUUGCCAUUCAGGCGAUACUUGAUGCUAAAGCUCGAAGUGAAAGAGGUCAUGAAACAAUGUUGGAAGAGGAAUUCUCCAUGGAAGAUACAGAAACUCUUCCCGUUCCCAGUGCAAUAUUUAAUCCUGGACCACAACACACGGGAGGGAAACGUACCUGUAAGAAAAAAUAUAUGACUCUCUGUCACUUCAAGAUUUGCAAUAUGGGACGAAAACGACAGUUAUGAAAACAAAAUUCUCCACUAACGAUGCAUUGAUUUUCAAUUAACAAGAAUUCCAUCGAAACAUCAUCAAUAUUUUCCUUUUCCUCAAGAACUUUAUAAUUUCGAAAUUGCAUCGUUUUUUUUAAAUUAAUCCAUUUUUUCUAACAAAGAGACCUUGCUAAAAAGAAUUUUGGUAAAAAAAGACAAAUUUUCAUUCGACGAAGUGUAGUAAAAUUUUUAGCAGAUUUUCAGCCCUUUUUUUAAUUUAAUCAUUUUUUUUUAAAUUUCCCUCAAGAUCUUCAAUUUCUGUUAAAAAAAAAACAAAAGAAAAAAUGAAUUCAAUACAAAACUUGUGUCAUUCCUAUUUUGUGAUCAGAAGAACGUAUCGACAUCAGCACAAAGCUAGGCUCAUCUGUAAAAUUUCAUCAAAAAAAAAAAAAAAAAAAAGAAUUUAAUGAUAAAUAAUUAAAUCAAAAUAUUUUAAAGAAAAACAAAAGUUUCUUAUUUAAUCCAGCUCUUUGUAGAUUUUAAUUUUUGAAUAAUGGUCCUAAACUUUGUGCGGAUUGUCAGGACUUCUGUCAAAAAAAAAAAGAAAAUUAUUUAAAAAAACUAGGAAAAAAAAUGUUACAACGAAUUGUAGAACAUUAUUAAAAUCUGCUUAACGAAAAAAGAUAUUGACCAAUUCUUAAGAAAUUCUAGAAAAUAUCGUGUAAUUUUGAAAAAAAAACUAACGAAACAAAAGUUACCGAUUAAAUAACAAUUUUUCUUAAGAAUGUCUUUGAAUGUUAAGACGCGAAACAAGAAAAUAAUUCUUGACGAUAAUGAAUCUAGUAUUUCACAGUAUGUUCAAAUGUAAAGAAUUUGUUUUCAACCCAUUUUUUUUCUCAUAAUUUCUUUUUGAAAGGUCGAAAACAAUUUCUUUAAAAUUUGUCCACAAUCGAUGUUAUAGUCUAAUCUCUCGAAUUUUAAUUUAUUCUCUAGAUAUAGUUUUUUGGAGGGUGCAAUUGGCAGGACUUGAGAUUUAAUUCGGUAUUAGAUAAUUGUUACACAUACCAAAGAAGUGUCAAUAUUUUUGAAGAGAAUUAAAAAGAAAAAAAAAAUAAUAAACAGAACGAAAGGUUGAAAAAUGCCUUGAGACUGACGACGAGGCACAAAGUGUGCGGAUAUAAGAAUUUUUUUUUAAGCCGAGUUCAAAAAAACAAUUUUUAUUUUUUCAAUUAUUAUAUUCAUGAAAAUGUAAAUUUUAUGAAUGAAAUGAAUGAGAAAAAUGAAAGAGUUUAAAUGCCAGCAUCCUUCGUAUUAAAUUAUUUUGCUUAAGAACAAUGUCGUCAUAUCCGUCUUUUUUGAAUAUAUAAAAAAACUAUUUAUUUAA